Messenger RNA from Amoebophrya sp. A25, 2366 nucleotides. The record is from the annotation of a GenBank genome assembly. NCBI's taxonomy places the organism in Eukaryota, Dinophyceae, Syndiniales, Amoebophryaceae.
CUAUCAACCAAUUACCCAUCUUCAGUGGGGUUUUUAGAAACAAAAGGGUAUUGUAAUUUUAUUUCUAGUGCUUAGAUGUAAUGUUCUCCUAGGUGCGACCAGGACCACGACCAGUUUACGCAGUUGGAAUUUUCUUCAUUGCGCGAGGAGACUUCUUCAUUACUUUGUUCAUUGAUUGUUCUUUUAAUAGAUUGUACGAACUACAUAAAAUGGGCAACGAAGAGGACGUCGCUCGCGACCUGCAGAAUCGCGUCGCCUUGUCUGGCGAGGGUUCCGCAGCUUCUCAAGCUAAAUUUCUGUCGAAGUUUAUGCGAGAACAGACGACCGGCACAGAGGCGGAUGAUAACGACUGGGACGAUUCGUUCAUAGCUAGUGUGACCGAAACUGGCAGGGAACGAGUUCGGGAUCACCUAGCUUGCCAGAUCAAAAAAGUCCUGACGAAUGACGACGCCUACACACCUACGGUGGAGGAGUUAAGGGAAGUGAAAAAUUCAAUGGUGCAAAUGCGGGAGACGAAGAGCGCGAAAGAAUCGUUGGUCAUUGAGCAUUUGAAGUUGCUGAAUAGCUGGAACGUGGAAGAGCACUUGUUGAAAGCGACUUUGAUAGGCAAAGAGAUCAACAACGAAUUCUGGAAGGGAGCAAACGCACCAGCCAAAAUACAGAAGAUGAGCAAGAGUUUGGUACUUAUUGAUAAGACCGAGUACGAUUCAGUUAUAAUUUAAGUUGAAUUCUUGCAUGCGUUAUUUAUUUUUAGAUUACUUAGGCAAAGUCGCGACUUCCUGAACUAUGGUGAUAUGUUCGUUCCCAUGACAAACAGGUUCAAAAGUGGCUCCGUGAGCAUCGCAGCAUUCCAAUAAGCGAGAUCAACGACCGCCGCAUUGACAUCAGUGCAGCCAGUUUAGAGCAAAACAUUUUCAACUUCGUCCACGAAAAAUCAGGCGUGAAAAAAAUUGCUUACACCACUGAUUACGUCGCCAAGUAUCGUUCGUUAACUCUGCGAGUGAGGAAGUACUUCACGUAUCCCCAGAGGCUAGGCAGACAGCGACUACGAGAAUUGUUUGACGGUGAAAAAACGGAGGCGGAGCUAGUCAAAACGAUUCAUAGUUGGCCAGAUUCUUACUUCAACGCGAAAAAUGAGUUUGUAGGACCCGGAAAAGUAGCGGCUCCGAUGAUCGGCAGUAACGCGCCAAUGGCACAACUACCAGGGUCAGCGCGACUGCAAUUAACUAAUGGAGGUGGCUUUUUGGGACGCACAAAUUCUUCAAGUAUGAUGACGAGAACUAACUCUAAGAACGCAGGAGGUGGCACUAUGAGUCGUAACUCAAGUUUAGCGAUAACGCAAAGUGCUCAUCACGACAGCGGAGCAGCAACUGAAGUGACUAGCGGGAGAGCUAUCCCUGAGAUAGGUGGUAGCAUCUUUAGAACUGGUUCAGCGGCAAGUACUAGUGAUGGCUAUUUGAGAGGUGCGCCGGGAGGUGGAGCAGCCCCCACUAGUGCGAGAGGGACUGCAGGAACGACGUCAUUUAGAGGUGGUACUGGCAGUUCUAGUGGAAGUGCAAGCUCAUCUUUAGAAAAAAAUGCUUCGUCCAGCAAUGCGGUAGAAGGAGGGAUUCUGUUUCAGUCUUUAGCAGCAGCAGUGGUAAAGAAGGGCACGUCAACAGGAUGUGAGAGGAGUAGCAAAACUUUAGAUUUAACCAGCCUGAAGCAUCGCGGUCUGCUCCUUCAAGCAGCGGGAGCAGGCUGUGAUAGUCUAAAACGCGCAUUCGCAGGUGGUGGAGGAUCAAAAACAGCGGUGUCAGAGGCGAAGAGAAUAAAAGCAGAGGCGACCUUGAAUGAAUUGCUCGGAACGGCUUCGAGUACUGGUGCUUCCAGGUCUUUUGAUACUGGUGCGGGUGCUGGUGGGAUAAACAAAGAAGAGGGCGGGCGGGUCUCGGACUCGUAUUUAGACGAUAUUUUCGCAGAAGCAGCUAAAUAAAAGAGUUAAAAUGCUAAAUCUAAAGACCAGGUUAAAGUGCUUGUCGAGAUAAACUCCCCACUAAUAGAACGCCUCGCAGGGUUUGAUUUGAGUAGAACUUUUUAUCGUUUUUUAGAGGUGAGUACGGUAAGAGAUAAGUUUCAUUUUCUGUUCUUUUUCUCCUUGUGGGCUAGAGACUCCUCUGGCUCUGUCACAUAUAAAGAGUCAUAGGCCCGUGUUGAAUGGGUGUCUACUCGCUGUUUUUUCCGGACAAUCCAAAGCUUGAGGACAUCCGCACCCAUCCCUCGACCCUCAUCCCCUGUUGUACAGACCUCCUCGCGUUACACCCACAGGAGACCUAAAACUAAAGGCAGAGACGAUGCGAAUUCAAAAGUCUUUCAAAAUCGCAAAU